Dibothriocephalus latus is the source of this 171-nucleotide messenger RNA. The record is from the annotation of a GenBank genome assembly. Lineage: Eukaryota; Metazoa; Platyhelminthes; Cestoda; Diphyllobothriidea; Diphyllobothriidae.
AUGGAACCAUCUGCAUUAACUGCCAAACUACUCAAACUUCCCUGUGGCGUAAAACAUCCGAUGGAGAACCGGUGUGCAAUGCCUGUGGUCUUUACCAGAAAAUGCAUGGAGUGCAGAUGUUGGAAGGAUGAGGAGGAGGAGGAGGAGGAGGAGGAGGAGGAGGAGGGCAGG